Messenger RNA from Bursaphelenchus xylophilus (pine wood nematode), 859 nucleotides. The record is from the annotation of a GenBank genome assembly. Lineage: Eukaryota; Metazoa; Nematoda; Chromadorea; Rhabditida; Aphelenchoididae.
AUGCUGACCAAUCGCCGUCGCCCAACCCUAAGCCAAAAGGAAGAACUGGUCCCCGGCCUAAACGGUAAGCCCCAUUCCAUAACCCCAAUUUCCGGUCGCUCGCGAUUACAAUUCCCAAUUGCUUUAUAGUAAUGACCAAACUCUCUCUGAUGGCCGACUAAGAUACUACACAAAUGAGUUGAGAGUGAGAGAGAGAGCGGCCUAGGGCGUCGUAAGUAUUGUUUGAGAGUCAGUUGGAGCCUACUAACCUUUCCCUUUUCGUUUCAGAGGCCCUUAAACAGAAUUUCAAGCGGUAUGCCGAUGACUUGGAUACACAAUCGCAGAGACAUUUGUGCGAAUUCCUUAGGCUACGCGGAGACAAUGUGAGGCCGAAGAGCGAAGCUUUCGCCGCUGUGCUACAAGAUAUUGAGCUGAUGGAGGUGUGCAAAGAGAUCACUGCUGCUGCUUUGUGGGAAGUCGGAGCUGACGAAAAAUUGGCCGAUUUUUGUCUUGAGGUAAGCUAAAGCUUUUUGGACAUCCUUGAGUCAUCGUAUUUAUCUUACGGUGGAUAAAAAAUCACCACCAAAAUCUUGCACUUUUUUCCUAUAAGCAACAUUCAAUAAUAUCAAUAUAUUUGCAGCUCAUUGAUGUGAUCCCUCAACUUGUUGUACUCCGAAAACUCAGGCUAAAUGAAGACGUUGAUGAAGUAGAAAUGACCCCUUUACUCGACGAGUUCAUGGACCUUGGAAUGAAAUACAUGAACCUGAACGAAAAGGACAAGCUCAGGUUAAAGAUGAUCGGCCCCAAGGUCCGACCGCUCUUCCUAGACUUUGGCUUCGCCAGCAGCAUCAAGUUCCUCUUGGAGCAUUUUGAACGAUGA